This is a messenger RNA of Diaporthe amygdali, 2442 nucleotides long. RefSeq lists its product as uncharacterized. The record is from RefSeq and is a predicted model, not a curated record. Gene Ontology annotation, biological process: transmembrane transport. The transcript has 2 exons. Bases 1 to 2442 code for a protein of 813 amino acids. Gene Ontology annotation, cellular component: membrane. Gene Ontology annotation, molecular function: sulfate transmembrane transporter activity. NCBI's taxonomy places the organism in Eukaryota, Fungi, Ascomycota, Sordariomycetes, Diaporthales, Diaporthaceae.
AUGGACAAAAUCAGAAAGAGGGGGCAGAACAUCAAGCUCUUCUUCAAGACCGACUGGAACAUCGUCCGGUUGAGGCGAUAUACUCGGCGAGGCGUGAGGGAAAUACGAUAUGGUGCCGGACGCUACUUCACGAACAAAUUUCCCAUCGUUCAAUGGAUUGUAGGAUACAGUCCGAAAUGGUUGUUUGGUGAUGUGCUUUCUGGGGUGACUGUUGGGGUUGUUUUGGCACUUCAGGCUGUGAAUCUGCCGUCGACGGCCGGCGGGGCGAUAUCAACUCAACAGACACUCAUCGCGAGUUGGCUUCCUGGAUUCAUUUAUGCCUUGACGGGUUCAUCAAAACAUAUCAGCAUCGGUCCGACCUCAGCAGGCACGCUACUGUCUCUUCAGAUCAUCGGGCCAUUCGCCGCAGCAGCUCGGAUUCCCCCAUUCAUUAUCUUGCCAGCGUUGACAUUUUGCGUCGGGAUUUGGUUCUUGGUUUUUGGCGUGUUGGGACUCGGGUUUCUGUUCGAUUUAAUCCCGAUCUCCAUCAGUCUGGCCGUGGUCACGACCCUCGCCAUCAACGUCGUCCUCGUACAGAUUCCCACGUUGCUUGGUCUGAACGGCAUACCUCCUAUUGUGCCCGCAAUCCCACCAGCGAUAAUCCAAAACUUCAGCAACAUCAGUUUGAGGACACUGGCGAUCAGUAUUUCUGCAAUCGUUUUCUUAGCGGCGUUACGUUUCGUUGCCCAGAGAUGGGGGAAGAAAAAGACUAUCCCAGGCAUGGCUGCUCGGGUAGGAUUUAGAUCGGGCAGUCUGUUGGUUGUCCUUAUUUUCACCAUUGUCAGCUUUUUCUUUAUUCGGAAUAUUCCCAUCACUCAGCAAUUUGUACCAGCCCUCCCGCCAAAUAUUCAAGGAGCAGCAGCUGCUGGUGCCGCGGGUCCGCCAUCCGCUGCUGUGCCACAAGCGUCAGUCAACAACGCCAGCACCGGUGCGACGCAGAUAGUUAUUCCAGCCAGGCGGGCCGUGCCUCAAUUCGUCCCAGGAGUUGAGUUCCCCUCUGGAAACUUCGGCUCAGGUGUUCAGCGCCGAAGCGAACUGCUCCCGACGGGCCAGCCUACGAACAUCUCCGUGGCCGCAGCGUCUGGCGCUGCUGCGGCCGGUGCCUCACCAUCGCUGCCAAAGCUGCCCUUCUGGGCAGUGUUCCCCCCAUUCACCGCCAUGAUUGUCUCGCCGCUUCCGCCGAUCUUGAACCUUGUCAAGGCGCUACUUCUUCCCAGCCUUCUCGUCUUCAUCGUGCUCAACAUCGAACACAUCGUGGUCGCCAAGACCUUCGGCCACUACCAUACGUACACAAUCUCGAAGAACUCUGAGAUGUUUGCUGCCGGCCUUUCGAACUUGGCUGGAUCAUUCUUUGGUGGAGUCCCAGUGGGAGGCGGAGACAUGGCUCGGUCGUCACUGCUCGCCGUAGCAGGGGCCAAGAGCCCACUCAGCCAAAUCUUCACAUCUGUUACCGUCCUGGUGGUGAUGAUGCCCCUGAGCGGUGCUCUGCGGUUCCUGCCCCAGGCUGCCCUCUCUGCCAUCAUCGUGGUUGCAGUGAUCGACCAGCAGCCACCUCAAAAGCUACUAGGCGACUACUUCCGGCUGUCAUUCACUGAUUUCCUCGCCUUCUUUCUGGCCUUCAACAUUGCAAUCGUUGUCCCCGCCAUUGGGGUUGCGAUCGGCACAGCAGUGGGUGUGGGGAUUUUGGUGCUGUACACCCUGUUCAGGGGCAUGUUCUCCCGACCCAAGGCCAUCUCGGGCCCCGACCUCGAGAGCAUGUACACGGAGAGGUUGGUAAGACCGUGGCAGCAGGGCGAGACGAUCCCACCGGGGACCCAGGUGCUUAAGCUGGAGACGGACAUGAUCUGGACCAAUGCGGACCGCAUCCGCAGGCACAUCGUCGACACCUGCAUGGUGCACGACGCGGGAGUGGCCGCCGACAGCAUCAACACACCUGAGCGACCGUGGAAUUUCCGGAUCCACAAGCACGUUGCGGCCUUGAGAAGGAAAUACAGGGUCUCCGACGACGACUCGGACUUUCUCAUCCAGCACCGCCCUCGUCUGCGCGUUGUGGUGCUGGACAUGACGUCGACGUCGUUCAUUGACUCAUCAGCCAUCCUGAACCUUGAGAUGAUGAAGAGGCAAUUGCGCGAGUGGGCGGGGGAGAACGUUGAGUUCCGCUUUGUUGGGCUGAACAAGCACUUGCUAAAGCGAUUCGAGCGGGCCAAGUGGCAUAUUAUUGACCCUAUGGGACCCCGUGUGGUUGAAGAAGGGGAGGAGUACAUGACCAGGGACUUGAGAUUUGAUCAUUUGCCUCACGCGAUACACUUCAUGAACCCGGAAAUGACAUUGAAUGGGAUGUGGGAGGAGGUGGCAGUUGUCAUGGGAGAUAACAUUGACAAGAUCGACAAGGCCUAUGUCUAG